UUCCUUUGCAAUGCGCAAAAAGUAAGGCGUCGAUUCGUCGACACUCUGGAAAGCCGCCAACGCCCGAGAAGCAGCGAAUCUUUUUCCCCCACUCAAUUCCUUUUUUUUUAAUCAUCAAUCCCAAAAAUCCGCCAUUUUUUCCCCAUUCUCAAAACACAACAAAAGAGCUCUCUUCUUUUAUUUCUCUCUCUCUCUCUCUCUCCGGUUUCUGUUCCGCCCGACGCCAUUACCGGCGUCGUUUCAAUUGGCUGCGGAGAAAACAACCGAGAUCUCUCCGCCUUCCCCGGAGAUGAAAGUCACGACGGCCAUGGGGAAUUGUAGUGUUGGAAACUGUAAAUGUAACCAUAAUCAGAAUUACGAGUUUGAUAAGGAUGCGGAUUCGUCGUCCGUCACCGGCGGCGGCGCCGGCGGCGGCUCCGGGGAGGAUGUCGACGGGGAUGCAAGCGGAAGUGGAAGUGUAGUUGUGGUUGGAGUGAAAAUGGAUUCUAGAAGUAAGGAGUUGCUUACAUGGGCUCUGGUUAAGGUGGCCAACUCCGGAGAUCGCGUCAUUGUCGUUCAUGUCAUUGAUCCCAAAACUGGUACCGGUUUAUUGCAUGCUUUUUUGCUAAUUGUUGAUGACAGGGAAUUUUCGUGGUUUUUUUUUUUCCAUGAUGGGAAAAAAAAUUAUUUUGCUUUACUUAAUUUCUCUGUUUUCUUUGUUUGGUUGCUUGCUUGAUUCGAGAAGAGGAUAAGACUUCAUUGCUUUUGCUUGUGAAGACAUUUGAUUCCGUGCUUGCUGCUUACGAUGGCUUUUGUAAUUUAAAACAGGUAACACUUGUUUAUCACUUUUUCCACUCUCUUCGAGACUGAAAUUGUUUAUCACUUGUUUAAAGUUGAAGGCAAAAUUGCUGAACCAAAGUUGAACAGUUCUGAAGAAAUUCGUGAAAAGAAAAUUUUUACUGUUAGAGUAGUUUUUACAGUGGUUGCAAUUGAUCUUUUAGUUAGUUUCUCCUAUUCAAGUUAAAAACAUUUUGUGAGGGAGACUGAAGUUAUUUGGGAGAAACAAUUUUUCUGGGGUUUGAAUUGGUUUGUGAUUUUUAUCAAGUUUAGGAUGAAUGUGUAAUACUUUAAGGAGAAUGGGUAAUGUUUUUUCCCCUUCAUAAUUUGUGUUGAUUAAGAUUGGUGUUAUUUGUGACUUUUUUCUAAUAUCUGAAUUAAGAUUGGUGUAUAGUUUAGAGAAGGUAUAAGGAUGAUAUUGGUUCUGGACUUGUACUCAAUUUGACUUCGCGUGGACCUAACUGUUGAGGUUGAUAUAUUUUUAUUUAGGUUGAUCUUAAGCUUAAGGUUAGCAGAGGUUCCCCAGUCCGCAAAGUUUUAGCCCAAGAGGCAGUGUCUCAGGGUGCUAUGAGCUUAAUCGUUGGGACUUCAAGAACACAACGCCCAAUGCACUCAGCAGUUGCAGUGGCCAAGUAUUGUGCCAGAAGUGUUGGACAGAAUAUAUCAGUUACAGCUGUGAAUAAUGGCAAGAUAUUGUUUCAUAGGGAAGCAGCGCCUUCAGUAGGCUUCAAUUUACAAUGUUUUCAUGCAAAGGAAUUCGAAAAAGGGAGGAAGGAAACUGUGAAUGAUAAUCUUACCUUGCCAAAAGCAUUUACCCGUGUGGGUCCGUCUUCACAGUUGUCAUCAUCAAGUGGUGGUGAAAUGGGUGACUCCCUGGCAUUGGUGCCCUUCCGAAACCAGGAAAAACCUGAAGCAAAGGCGAGAUGGGCUCUGCUUCGUAAGGUUCUUGUCAGGAAACAGAAGGUAUCUGCACAAUCUCCAGUCAAGAAGAGAUCUGUGAUGCAUUGGAUAUUGAAGUUACCAAGCCAGAAAUCCUUUGCAGUUGUUAGUCCUGUUCAAGAACAGAAUGAUUUAAAUAACAAUUUAAAUAUUGGGUGUGAUGAUCUACCCAUCUCACAUCCUUCUACUUUCAGUGUGGAGAUCUCCCCUAAAGAACUGGAGGGCCUUUCAGAGAAGUACUCGUCGGUAUGCCGAUUAUUCAGCUAUCAGGAACUUCUUACAGCGACAUCUAAUUUUAAAGCUGAGAAUAUGAUUGGAAAAGGUGGUAGUAGUCAGGUUUACAAAGGGUCUUUUCCAGAUGGUAUGGAACUGGCUGUCAAAAUCCUCAAGCCAGCAGAAGAUGUUUUUCAGCAAUUUGUUUCUGAGAUAGAUAUUAUAACAAGUGUGAAUCACCGAAACAUAAUCACCCUAGUCGGGUUCUGUAUCGAGGAUAACAAUCUACUGUUGGUGUAUGAACUUUUAUCCCGAGGAAGUUUGGAAGAUAAUCUUCACGGCAAUCAGAAGAUCAGUAAUUCAUUUGGUUUGGAAGAAAGAUUUAAGGUUGCUCUGGGCGUUGCUGAGGCGUUAGAGCAUUUGCACAAUGAAGCAACUGAACCUAUCAUUCAUAGGGAUGUGAAAUCUUCAAAUAUUCUGCUUUCUGAUGAUUUUGACCCCAAGUUGGCAGAUUUUGGGCUCGCUGUGUUGUCGUCGAGUUCCUCCCAUCCAAUUCAAAGCAUUGAUGUUGCUGGAACAUUCGGAUAUUUGGCACCAGAGUAUUUUAUGCAUGGGAAAGUGAUUGACAAAAUUGAUAUCUAUGCAUUUGGAGUUGUUCUGCUUGAGCUUUUGUCUGGUAAAAAGCCGAUAGACAAUGGACAUCCAAAGGGCCCUGAAAGCCUGAUUACUUGGGCAAAGCAGAUUCUGAAAGAAGGAAAGGUUUGUGAUUUGUUGGAUUCAAGCUUGAAGAAUUCUUAUGAUUCUGAUCAAAUUGAUAAGAUGGUCUUAGCUGCGAGCCUUUGUAUCAGACGUUGUGCUCAAUCUCGUCCUAGUGUUGGCAUUAUUGUUAAACUCCUUCACGGUGAUCAAGAAACAAUUGAGUGGGCGAGACAACAGGUCAAUAGUAUCGAUGAAGUUGAUUCUUCGGAGGGUGAACAUUCUUCCACAAACAUCCAGUCUUUCAUUAACCUUGCUUUACUUAAUUUGGAGGAUGAUACCCAUUCCAGUAGCAGCACAGAUAAAACAAUUUCUGUCGAAGAUUAUCUACAUGGAAGAUGGAGCCGCUCAUCAAGCUUUGAUCAAACAUUGAUGUGAACUAUCUGAAAGUUUUAGCAUUCUUUCUUGUACAUAUAAGUUUCUCUUGUCAUUGUCUUUAGAAGGUCUUGGAUGAGAGGUUCUGCACAAGUUAAGACCUCCUCCUCUGCCUGAGUUGUCCGUCCUUUUGUAGUAAUUUGGGCUUCUUUUUUGGAUUGUUUUAGGAAUUUAUUCUGCCAAUGUCCAUGUGAAUGUCAUUAAGUAAAACCAUCUGUUUGGCAAUCUGCAGUUAGGUUUCUUGUAACACGGUGAAGUGAGGUAUAUAAAGGAGUAUUGCAUUUUAUUUUUUUUAAAAAAAUGGAUUGGUGAUGUUCUUUUUA
Molecule: messenger RNA, 3422 nt
Organism: Oldenlandia corymbosa var. corymbosa
Lineage: Eukaryota; Viridiplantae; Streptophyta; Magnoliopsida; Gentianales; Rubiaceae
Source: the annotation of a GenBank genome assembly